Dictyostelium discoideum AX4 is the source of this 930-nucleotide messenger RNA. RefSeq lists its product as hypothetical. NCBI's taxonomy places the organism in Eukaryota, Evosea, Eumycetozoa, Dictyosteliales, Dictyosteliaceae. The record is from RefSeq and is a predicted model, not a curated record. Bases 1 to 930 code for a protein of 309 amino acids. The transcript has 3 exons.
AUGUUUUUAAAUAAGAAGAAAUAUAAAAUAAUAAAUAUUCCAAUUUCUUUAUUAAUAGUUUUUUUGAUUCUAAUUUCAUUUUUUUGUCCUUGGGAAAUUAUAAAAAAUAAAAAUAAUAGUGGUGAUAUGAUAACAUUUAAUAUUAGAUAUCUUUUUAGUUUUUUCGGUUCAAAUAAUAUAACAUAUAGUCCAGGACUAUCAUCAAGUACAGUUUGUUUAUUUGGAAUUUUAACAAUUAUUUUACAAUUUAUAAACUUUUGGGUGGAUUUUAAAAUAAAUGCUUGUUUACCACCUGCAUUUAAUAAUUGUCGAUCAGUUUUUAUUUAUGAUGAAUUUUCAAAUCCUAAUUUUUUAUCUUUUUUAUUUUAUAAUUCAAUUACAACUUCACCAUCAGUAGGAUUUAAAUUAACAGUUUUUUCAAAUAUUAUUUCAAUUUUAUUAUUCCUAUUUACACUUUUUUUUAAUAAUAAUCAAGAAAAAAAUAAUAAUAGAGAUAAAAAUAAUAAUUUUAAAAAAUUUAGUAGAAAAAGAUCAAGAAUUUUAAAAAGAAAAAAGAAAAAUAAUGGAAUGGAUCAAAUAACAAGAAAAUCAAAAUCAAAAAUAAAAAUAAAAACAACAACAAUUUCUUUACCAAAAAAUGAAAAUAUAAAUGAAAAUCAAACUAUUAUUAAUAUAAACAAAAAUGAAGAUAACAAAGGUGAUAAAGAUAAGAAUAAGAAUUUUGAAGAUUUUGCUGGUGAUGAAUAUAUUUCAGAAGAAACUUUGUUAAUUAAAAAUAAAAAUAAUGAAAGAGAAAAUGAGGGAUGUGGAGAGAAUGAAGCUAGCUGUGAAAGUGGAGAGAGUUAUACAUUUGAUAGCAAUGAAAUUUGGGAAAAUGAAUCUUCUGGUGAUAACGAUAGUAAUUUUGAAAUACAAAUAAAUACCAUAUAA